GCUUGACCGCUAUGGUUUAUUUCAUUUGGUAUUUUCGGAAUAUAUGGAAGUUGAAGGCAAGAAGAUAUCUCCCACGAAACUUUGCAAUGAUGGGACUAUACUUUCCUUUUAUAGUCUGGGUAUUUCACCUGUUUUAAAUUUGGGGUGUGAAGACGAUCGAGCGUCUGGUUCAGAAUAUCCUCCUCCUCCUCGUGCUAGUCGUCACGGCAAUGGAGGCUCUGGUAUGCAGAAAAUUGGGUGAUCCGACACUGCCACUGAACUCCGAAGGAAAUGCACCAAUCGCCGUCCAUACCAAUCACCCCAUCCCCCAACUCAAUUCUCCCACUGCCGUUAGAGUUCAGGUAAAAGCUACGAGCUUGAACUAUGCCAACUACCUGCAGAUACUUGGCCAAUACCAGGAGAAGCCUCCUUUUCCUUUCAUCCCUGGCUCCGAUUACUCUGGCGUCGUGGAAUCUAUCGGACCCCGCGUUUCUAAAUUCAGAGUGGGCGAUCGCGUUUGUUCCGUCGCCUCCGUUGGCUCCUUCGCUGAAUUUAUUGUUACUGAUGAGACCCAAUUGCUUAAAGUGCCGGAUGGAUGUGAUCUCAAAGCUGCCGCCGCACUCCCUGUUGCAUUUGGAACAUCGCAUGUGGCCCUCGUUCAUAGAGCUCACCUCACCUGUGGUCAGGUAUUGCUCGUGCUGGGUGCAGCUGGAGGCGUGGGACUAUCAGCUGUGCAGAUUGGAAAGGUUUGUGGCGCCACUGUAAUUGCUGUUGCUAGGGGAGCAGAAAAGGUACAGUUUUUGAAGUCAUUGGGAGUUGAUCAUAUAGUUGAUUUGAGCAAAGGUAAUAUCACAGAUAGUGUGAAAGAGUUCCUGAAGACAAGAAAGCUCAAAGGAGUUGACGUUUUGUAUGAUCCGGUUGGAGGGAAGCUUACUAAAGAAGCCAUGAAGCUUUUAAAUUGGGGCGCCCACAUAUUGGUCAUAGGAUUUGCUAGUGGAGAGGUUCCUGUUAUCCCUGCAAAUAUUGCCCUUGUUAAGAACUGGACAGUGCAUGGACUAUACUGGGGUAGCUACAAAAUACACCGACCCGCUGUACUUGAAGAUUCUGUUAGGGAGCUAUUCAACUGGUUAACAAAAGGCUUGAUUACUAUCCAGAUUUCUCAUUCCUACAGCUUGUCAGAGGCCAACCAUGCCUUCUCCGCUAUUAAAGAUAGGAAAGUUAUCGGAAAGGUGAUCGUGUCUUUUGAUAAUCACAAAACUCUUGGUUCCAAGCUGUAGUCUAAUCAGGAUUCAGCUGGGAUCAGAUGAAGGAAGUUAUGAAUGAAUGCAAGCCCAUCAAUACAUUUACGUUUACAUGGUGCCUUCUCCAGCAGUUUGUAAGAAUAACAUCCUCGAGUUAUUGGCGAGACUUGUAAUAAGUGCUCAUCUGUGAAAAGAAAAUGUUCAGAAAAACUAAAAAUAAUGUUUGGAAGAAAUCAUGAUACCCUGGAUGGGGUUGUAAGCAAAUCAAAGGAUUUAGGAGAUUUGUUCAGUAAUAGCUCCUUUGGACUUGUUUAUUAUAUAAAAUGAGUGAUUCUCAA
This is a messenger RNA of Malania oleifera, 1558 nucleotides long. RefSeq lists its product as uncharacterized. Gene Ontology annotation, molecular function: oxidoreductase activity; zinc ion binding. The record is from RefSeq and is a predicted model, not a curated record. The transcript has 7 exons. NCBI's taxonomy places the organism in Eukaryota, Viridiplantae, Streptophyta, Magnoliopsida, Santalales, Ximeniaceae. Bases 210 to 1256 code for a protein of 348 amino acids.